AUGGAACGAGAGGGAGAGGGACGGAGCACAGCGGAUACAGCGAGAGAGCGCAGACAACAUGAGGAGAGGGCAGCAGGCCCAGCCGCACAGUUCACACACCACGAGACGGCAUCCACGCAAGGAAGGCACACAACGCCAGCAGCCCCCCACCAUGCAGGAGAAGAAGACAUCCACCACCAUCUCCCCCAGCUCAUUCCCGCAGCCCCAGGGAAAUGGCCACAACCCCGCGGCCACCACACAACGCACACGGAGCAAGCGAACCCUCAUCCAUCCAUGACGCGGCACAAAAACUUCCUGCCAUCCCACCCUCCAUGGGACACGGAGCCCAACUCAGCGCAGUCACACGCGGUGCAUCACACCCGCAGGAAAAUAGACUCGGGCUGCGCGCUCCCUCUCUCCCUCCUCCUCAUGGCCACGGAAGAAGACAACAGCCGCCACACGCAACUGCCAGCAUGCACUGCAAAAGAAGCAUUCAAAUCCACUGCAAUGUGCAACUUGUGUGUGUGUGUGGUUGUGUGUGCCUGCAGAAACACAAAGCAAAGACGUAGAAAAGAGGGAGCAGAGUAUGCGGAGAGACGCACAAAAAUGCACAGCGGAGACGCAUAA
Messenger RNA from Trypanosoma cruzi, 606 nucleotides. RefSeq lists its product as uncharacterized. Lineage: Eukaryota; Euglenozoa; Kinetoplastea; Trypanosomatida; Trypanosomatidae. The record is from RefSeq and is a predicted model, not a curated record. Bases 1 to 606 code for a protein of 201 amino acids. The transcript has a single exon.